UCCACGCCUAUCGUGCAAGCAAGCGCCUACAGGAAAGAUGGCAGGACCGAAAGCAAUUGCUUUCUCUGUGUUAAUUGUAUUUCUUCUUGUUGCUGGCAUCUUAAACGUGAUUCUAAACUUUGAGGAGAAUAAAUGUGAAAUGACAUGGAUGUUUGAACAACCUCAAUAUCUGAGAGUUCCUUUACCGAAAGCUGUGACGAAAAAGUUUCCAAAUUAUGGGUUGUAUGUGUAUGGAGAAGGAAAGUAUGCAGAAAUUGUAGCUACCAUGAAGUUGACAGGUGUGCCUGUUUUAUUUAUACCUGGAAAUGCUGGUAGCUACAAACAAGCAAGAUCCUUGGGUUCAGUUGCGUUUCGGAGAGUUAUAGAUAAAGACAAGAGGUUUCACUUCAACUUUUUCACUGUGGAUCUGAACGAGGAGUUCACAGGGCUGUAUGGUGCAUAUCUGUGGCAACAAACAGAGUUUGUCCAUCGGGCAAUCAAGAAAAUCUUUACUUUAUACAAGGAGGCUGAGUAUAAACCUACUACAGUAGUGUUAGUGGGACAUUCUAUGGGUGGUAUGAUAGCGAGAGCAUUGUUUACACUACCAGACUUCAAUAUCCAGUCUGUUAACACCGUCUUUAUGCAAGCCACACCAAACCAAGCACCUGUGGUUGUGCUGGAUGCAGACCUUGCAGACUUUUAUCAGAAGGUAAAUUCCUACUGGAAGGAUCACAAUAACUCUACAUUGAAACAUGUAACACUGGUGUCUAGUGGAGGAGGGGAGUAUGAUGUACAAGUCAGAGGUGGUCUUACCCCUCUAGAUGGUAUUGUUGAAGAUAGCAGAGCAGUUAGCACUUCUACAACUCACACACCAAAAGCCUGGGUAUCAACGGAUCAUAGAUGUAUUGUAUGGUGUAAACAGGUUGUGUUUGGAUUCGUGAGGUCAUUGUUUGAUAUCAUGGAUGAAAAAAAGAAAAAGAUACAAGAUGAUGAGGAGCAUCGCAUGUCAGUUUUCCGGCAUCACUUUGUACAGCACCCGGGAACCGUUGGUUACAUACCAAAGUGGUCAGAUGAGAUAAAACUUGACAAAAACACAGAAUGGACACUGAUUAAUGAUCAGGCCUUCAAAUGGGAAAAAGAAUCUGUUAAAACAAGGACAUACCUGGCUAUACCAGUACAGGAUUAUGAAGAUGUUGACCAUGCUGUGAUAGUAUCUAAUGUGAUGGAGGAUAGCUGGGUGUGCGGCUGUGAACUCAAAGAUGGGGAAAACAAAUGUGCUACAUGUACAGAUUUAUCAUCAACAGGCAAUGUUUUACCACCUCUCUACUCAUACAAAAAGGUUGUGCAUAUAGACUUGAAUUCCGAUAAAAUGUCUAAAGUGACACAUAUUCUGGUGCUUGUUCCAGUCAUUGGUAACAGGGUUGAAGUGACAGGAGAGAUCUACGCCCAGGAUCAUAGACAUUUGAGUAACUCUCUGCCAGGUCUGGUUGAAGUGAUCAUGUCAUACCCAGAGAGUAUCUCCAAGGGAACCAUGGUGCUGGAUCUUGGCCGUGCUGCUUUCUAUAAGCUCAAACUCUACAAUCUUAACAAUGUGGUGAAGGUUUAUACUGUCAGGCUGGAAACUUCAAAAUGCACUCAGGAACCAAACAAAGAUACAAAUUCUGGAAGUAUAUUGAGGUUCCAUGUUCCUUGGGGAAAUGAGGAUAUUUAUAAGUAUAUUGAAUAUGGUAGAAGUGGGAACAUGAGUUUGAAGGUGCAGCAUAUUCCCCCAGACCCUGUGAUUACCCCGUAUGACCCAGACUUCCAGUUUGAUGCCCUGCAGGUGGAGAAUGAUUAUGUAGAACUGUAUAUACAUCUAGAUCCUACAUGCUCCUACAAGCUUAGAAUCAGCAUGUCCUUCAGGGAAAUGUUAGGUCAGUUUGUGCGUUUCUAUGGUAUCCUUCUGCCAGCAUUCUGUGUAGCAGUAUUAUUGAUGGCUUUGGUCUAUCAACUGAAAACUUUAGCUAAAGGUGAGUUCUGUGUUACUGAUGGCUUUGGUACAUCAUCAGCAUAUAAACCUUACUUUGUGGUUCCAUUUGCCCUAGUUACCCAGGCAGUGCUACAAAUGAAGGUGGUAGAGAAGCAGCUGUCAAGCCUGUUCAUUCCGACUCCUGAUAUAGUUACCCUUGAUAAACAGGGUAUAUCAUUUAGAGGGGCACAACUCAUACUGUUCCUGGUAGCACUGGCAGUGUCAACAUUCCAAGCUGUAGUUGUCUACCUUGUCCUAGAGUUCAACAGUAGACUACUAGGGCUGAUACUUGGAUGGCUUCCAUCAUCUGUAUCUAGACUGGGUAACAGUAUUGCUGUUAUUGUAUGUCUGGCCUCGGUUGGACUGUCUGCCACUGUCUGUGGGUCAAUAGGAAUAUUUGUUUGUCAUAUUUUAGGAUUUCUACAGCUGCUUAGACUUUGCUAUCAAGCUAGACAGACAAAGGACCCAGGGACACAAUCAAAAUAUCAUUUUUAUCAGACAGUGUUUAUGAUAUGGAUGUGGCUAUUGAUUCUCAACUCCCCAUCACUUCUUGUUUUAGGGAAGUCUAUAGAGUCUACAAAUGUUAUACCAUUAUUUAGUCGUGAUCCAAGCAGAAUAGUUGGAACCUUAGCAACAGUAACAUUCCUGUGCCUAAUACUAUGCAAUAGUCCACUGUCAGACAGGUCAUCAUUAAGAGGUAUAUCACAGUUCAUCCAUAUAAUGGUGACACAGAUGCUGGUGUUUGCUAUGGUGAUGUUGUACAGAAUUACCUAUGUUGUUGUUGCAUCACUGGUGCUCAUAGCUCUCACGCAACUUGUAGGCAUGCUCAGGUCUAAAAGGGCUGAAAGACCGAAAACUGAGUGAUGUAAUAUGAUGCAGAAAUAGGGCAGCAGCAAAAUAAUUAUUGACAUGUUUUAAAUACUAUUUGAUUAGAAGGGGCCAUUUCCCUGGUGCUGGUAAGGAACUGACAAAGGGGCUGAAAGUACAUUGACAGAGAAUUUUAGGAUCCAAGAUUUGUAACAAAUUAUGACAUUACUUGACCACCAUACAACAUACUAAUAGACACAAAACCAAUACAGAAUAUUCUCUGUCAAGGAAAAUGUGUAUCAGGUGAGCUUAAAGGUGGUCAAUCACAUUUAAUCAACAUUUAAUGACAUUUUUUACUUUUUGUAUAUUCUGGUAGAGAAUUAUUUAAGGAACAAAAAGACCGAUUACAUAGAGUUAGAUUCCUAUUUGAAAUGUAUAUUUUAUUAUUUUUAUAAAAUUUUGUAAUUACUCCCCUUUAAUAUGAAAGUAUAUAAAAAGCUGGGUAUUUCUUUUUAUUUCAAUACAAUGUCUAGUUUUACAUUUGCAUUUGAUAAACAUAUCAACUAUUGAACAAUCUGAACCAAAAUGCAAGUUUUAAAGCUGUGUGUAGCUUCUGAAUUCAUUUAUUUCCAAUCUAUCUUGGUUGCGCAACCAAGAUAGGCAAAGGGAGGUAAUAAUAAUUUUUCAAACUUGCGUUUCUAAUGAAUUCCAUCUAAAUACAUAAUUUUUAAUGCAAAUAUUUUACAAAUAUAUUACAAUAUGUCUAAUAUUUAUACAUUUCCUUAGGCAAAGUAUGUUUAUCAAAUUUAUACUUAUGAUAAAAUAACUCUUAUCUUGGUUGGGCAACCAGGAUAGGAAAAUGAAAUUUUAAAAAUACCUCCAGUGAAAAUCUAAUUUGUAUUAAGUGUUUAGUGAAUAUAAAUGAGUGUAAAUGAUCAGAUGCUAAAGUUUCGAACAAAUCCGUUACAUGGCCAAAAUCUGAUUAUCCACCUUUAAACCUGAUGUGAUUUUUCGGGAUGGUUUAUAUUUAAACAAGACAGAUAUUGGGAGAGGCCAUCAUGGAGAUGUGUUUUACAAAUCCAUCUUGUUUUGUAUUAACAUUGUCAUCUAGUUGUUUUAUUCUUUGGAAAAAAAUGUGUCUUACUGAAUAAAUGAGAUCCAUACUGUAAAAACUGUAUUUUAAAGUACAUUAAUUAAGUCAGCUAUACAUAGCUUUUGAAGAAAAAGUAGAGCUAUUGCACUUGCCCUGGCGUCAGCGUCGCCGUUAGUUUAAGCUUUUGAUAAAGUCAAAUAUCUCUUUUACUAUCUUUUAGCUAUUGACUUGAAACAUAAAAUAUUAUUUACUAUCAAUGUCUACACCAGGAGAAAUAAUCCCCAUAACUCUGAUUUGAAUUUUGACAGAGUUAUGACCCUUCUUAACUUAGUAUUUUUUUGGUUAAAGUUUUUGAUAAAGUCAAAUAUCUCUGUUACUGUCAAAGCUUUUGACUUGAAACUUAAAACAAUUAUUUACUAUCAAAUUCUACACCAGGAGAAACCAUCCCCAAAACCCUGAUUUGAAUUUUGACAGAGUUAUGCCCCUAUUUAACUUAGAAUUUUUGGUUAAAGGUUUUGAAAAAGUCAAAUAUCUCUGUUACUAUCAAAGCUUUGGACUUGAAACUUAAAACAAUUAUUUACUAUCAAAUUCUACACCAGGAGAAACCAUCCCCAUAACUCUGAUUUGAAUUUUGACAGAGUUUUGCCCCAUUUUAACUUAAAAUUAUUGGUUAAAGUUUUUACUGGCAAAGCUCUAAUUCAGAGUUAAGCACUGAGAAAAGUCAAGCGUGCUUUCUUACAGACAGCUCUUGUUUUUUCAUACGGUCAUGUCACUUUGUGUAAGCCUUUGUUAUAUUUCAUCUAAUUUCUCCAGGUGACUGUAGUUUUUCUUAUUUGCUCAUAUAUGUAUUUUUAAGAAUUAUGAACAAUUAUGAAUAGAUUUUAAGUCAUGUUUGACUGCCAUAGUAACUGUGUUACAUAACUGUCAUUUGUGGUGCAUUAUUAACUCAGUGUUCUGUGAGUGUAUUAUUUGUGCUUGACGAAUUUCAACUGGUCUUUUGUAUUUAUUAAGUAAAAUAAAUUUUAACAGGA
Molecule: messenger RNA, 4918 nt
Organism: Mercenaria mercenaria
Lineage: Eukaryota; Metazoa; Mollusca; Bivalvia; Venerida; Veneridae
Product: GPI inositol-deacylase-like
Exons: 26
Coding region: 38-2851 (937 amino acids)
Biological process (GO): endoplasmic reticulum to Golgi vesicle-mediated transport; GPI anchor metabolic process
Cellular component (GO): endoplasmic reticulum
Molecular function (GO): phosphatidylinositol deacylase activity
Source: RefSeq, a predicted model, not a curated record